Molecule: messenger RNA, 3005 nt
Organism: Galendromus occidentalis (western predatory mite)
Lineage: Eukaryota; Metazoa; Arthropoda; Arachnida; Mesostigmata; Phytoseiidae
Product: protein Jade-3
Exons: 11
Coding region: 1-2811 (936 amino acids)
Biological process (GO): regulation of transcription by RNA polymerase II
Source: RefSeq, a predicted model, not a curated record
AUGAGGGACACCACAUCGCGGAGAUCCUCUGCGGGCGGGUUCGGGCCCCGCGAGGGCGACCUGUCUUCGCUCCCGCCCCUCAUCAGGGAAAAAAUCAUGCGGGAUAAGCCGGCAGAGCUGUUCCGAAAAGAUCUCAUCACGGCGAUGAAAGUGCCUGAUACAGAGCACCUGGAUCCCGACACUUUCUGGGCAAUAGUGGAACCAUGGAGGUCGGAUUACGAUAAAGGAGUUCAGAUUCCUGUGAACCCCGAAGCCGCUCCGCUCAUCAUGGUCAAGCAGCGAAAAAUCACUACGGCGAUGGACGCAAUACUGGGACCUUUCACCAUGCCCAAGAAACUCAUCAACGUCACCCGACGAGAAGAGAUGUUCAGCGAGCUUACGCACGAGUUUUGUGAUCCGGAGGGGUUACAGCGGAAACUUGAAAGCAAGCCGAGGUACAAUAUCGAUCCCCUGGAUUUCGCAUGGCUUCAGCUGAUGAACAGGCAGAGAGCAGCUUGUGGCUUGAAGGAGCUGUCGGAAGAGGUAUUGGAAAGAGUUGUGGACGAUCUCGAGACCCGCUGUCACAACAAUCUCCAAUCCAGUCAGUUCGGCAUUGAGUACGACGAGGACACUCAAUGCGACGUGUGCCUUUCACCGGAGUCCGAAGAAGGCAACGAGAUGGUGUUCUGCGACCAGUGCGACCUCUGCGUCCAUCAGGCCUGCUAUGGUAUCGUGUCCGUCCCGGCCGGUAGUUGGCUAUGCGUGCCCUGCGCUCGGGGCUAUAAUAUCAAGCCAGAAUGCGCUCUCUGUCCCACUCUCGGUGGAGCCCUGAAACCAGAUGCUGAUCUUGACCUCUGGGCACACGUCGCAUGCGCUCUAUGGGUCCCCGAAGUAACCAUUGGGGACCCUGAGCUCAUGCAGCCGCUCCAAAAUCUGCACCGGCUGCCCGCGUGGCGCAGGAAACUGAAAUGCACCAUCUGCAGAAAAGACUUCAUCGGAGUUUGUAUCCAAUGCUGCGUCAAAGGAUGCGACAUCGCCUAUCACGUGACUUGCGCUCAGAAAGCGGCUCUGACCAUGAGCAUGGAUCUCCACGAGGGUUCCGCUCAGGAUGCGCUGGAACUCAAGAGCUAUUGCCGGAAGCACGGGAAGAAAACGCACAAAAGUCCGGGUAAACUCGACGGCAAAGAUCUCCAGGCGGGCAGUAUUGAGAACGCUUCGCAGCGCUUCUACGACUUCGUGAAUCCGCACGAGACGGCGGCACAUCUCCGGUCGGUCGUGGACCCGCUGGGAGCGGAUCAAAUCUUCAACUACUGGAAACUCAAGCGGCUAGCCGCCAAUGGGAAACCUCUCCUACCACCGAAACACGAAGAGAGCUUGAAGCCCCCCGUCUAUAUCGAUGACGAGCUCUCCUCCCGGAUCCGGACUCUCGUCCACGUUCGGCAGGAUCUCGAACGAGCUCGCAAUCUCAGUUAUCUACUACAACGACGUGAGAAAACGAAGAAAAGUUGGAUACGUGCGAGAGAGGAUGUUACGAUGUGUCAGCUAAGGAAUGCCGAAGAACAUCCAGAGUCUCUCCGCGUGAUACGAACGGCGAAUCGUCUCGACGAUAUCUACGAUCGAUUGCAUUCGUUCGAGAAGAUCUACGGCUACCCAGCCUACUCCGUCAGCGCUUCUCUCCUAAGAGCCGUCGCCAAAGAUGAUGAAGACGAUCGACUGAACAAGACCGAGCUGACCUCGCCGAAAAAACGGACACCGAACAAACAGAAGAGCUCUCCGUUCACAUCGGACGCAUGUGCCAGUAAAGAACAGGACCGACACGUGAAGCGACGGAAAUUAGUCUUCGAAGUCGAUGAGAAUCGGCCCCUGGGGGAGGGUCCUUUAACGAAGAGCAGACCCAGAGCAGCGGGGACUCGGAGACGCAGCGACUCGACGGAAAUAUUGACAAGCUCGCCGCCGCUGACGACGCUCUCGUCGCCUCUGUCGUCCUCCUCAUCGUCGUCGCACAAAUUUCUUCGCAUAGGACGCAGACGGGGUGGCCCAUUCAAACGCUCGAUGAUCCCCGCCCUUCAAAGUGAUUUCGCCUCGCAACAAUCGUCGAGUUUGAAGAUGAUCCGGAAAACGAUGCGGACACAGGGGUCGCGGUCGGCGGCUAGUCCGCAGAGUCCUCAGAAUCAAAUUGUGACUUCGACGGAUUACGAUUCAGAUACUUCGCUGGAGAUUCUCACCGGUGAAGAGCUCGUCGAAAGCAUGGCGAACAGGAAGAGGACUCGUCGAUCCCGCCAUAGACGUUUGACCUCUGCGACAAAAGAGCCCCCUCUUGGAGCAGGGCUGCAGACGGCGAGAAAAAUGAAAAUCUCUCCAGGGCAUACACGUAAAGCGAACCUCACGCCUCGGGUCGAGUCGACCGAUCAACUAAGCUCGAUUAGUCAAAUGAAACAGGUCAAAGAAGAAUCCAGGGAAGCGAUGAGAUCGAAAAGGGUCAAUCUCCCAUCGAUUGAGUCAACGAGGCAGAAGCGACCUCCCCGUCCUACGAUCUGCUCCCAACCCUCACCAAGUGAAACGAGCGAGAUACGAGUACUCCGACACCGGGAAAUUUCCAUAUCUCCCGAAAAGAGAUCGAAGCUUCCGUCCAGAGUGAACCCCGACGGGGAAACGAGGAAAAAGUCCUUGUCUGCACCGCGUGCUGCAGAACAGAGAACGGCCCAGAAUUCAGCGCAAACCAGUAGUCCAGUUUUCAUCGAGUGCUCCGUUCGCUUGAAGAAGCUCAGCGAGAGGGACUUGGAACCUUUCUCAAAGCGCAAUCUAAGGAGUGGGAAAGCGAACCGCCAAUGACACCGUCAUUUCACUUGUUCGAGAUGAUGCCUCAGUGAAGUUCCAACGAGGUGGUCUACGGGAUCGAUCCCAAUAGUACAUACAUACGGGUGGUCAAUCAAGAGUCAAAUUGAUAUCUAUUGUUGGAGAGUAUAUUAACUGGAUCUCGAAACCAUCGAUUCCAGCCAGAGUUCAUAUCGAAUCAUUCGCAUCAU